Phytophthora sojae is the source of this 813-nucleotide messenger RNA. RefSeq lists its product as hypothetical. Gene Ontology annotation, molecular function: peptidyl-prolyl cis-trans isomerase activity. The transcript has a single exon. The record is from RefSeq and is a predicted model, not a curated record. Gene Ontology annotation, cellular component: intracellular membrane-bounded organelle. Gene Ontology annotation, biological process: protein folding; protein peptidyl-prolyl isomerization. The coding region runs from base 35 to 655 and encodes 206 amino acids. Lineage: Eukaryota; Oomycota; Peronosporomycetes; Peronosporales; Peronosporaceae.
AGCUGCUGUACAGAGUCACCAGUAGACGAUAGCGAUGGCCAAGUGGACGUUCUCGCUGCUGGCGCUGUGCCUGACGGCGCUUGUGCUGGCCGUACAGGCGGGCAAGGGCCCCAAGAUCACCAACCAGGUCUACUUCGACGUGAGCAUCGACGGCGCGCCCGCGGGCCGCAUCGUCAUGGGCCUCUACGGCAAGACGGUGCCCAAGACGGUGGAGAACUUCCGCGCGCUGUGCACGGGCGAGAAGGGCGAGGGCAAGAGCGGCAAGCCCCUGCACUACAAGGACAGCAUCUUCCACCGCAUCAUCCCCAACUUCAUGGUGCAGGGCGGCGACUUCACGCACUUCAACGGCAUGGGCGGCGAGAGCAUCUACGGCGAGAAGUUCCCGGACGAGAACUUCAAGCUCAAGCACGCCGGCAAGGGCACGCUCAGCAUGGCCAACUCGGGCGCCAACACGAACGGCAGCCAGUUCUUCAUCUGCACGGUCAAGACCUCGUGGCUGGACGGUCGCCACGUCGUGUUCGGCCGCGUCAUCAAUGGCAUGGACGUGCUGGACGCCAUCGAGGCCGUGGGCUCCCCCAGCGGCACCCCCAGCAAGAAAGUCGUGAUCACGGACAGCGGCGAGCUGGCCGCCGACGACUUCGUGCAGGAGGAGUAAGUAGACCGUUCGUUCGUUGAUUGGUACAGACUCGCAUCGCCGGAUACUUGCUUAACACAUGAGGUGGAAUCCUCAACGUUCGAGCUGUCCUGUUAUUGAAUUCUUCGCAAUGACUUACAACUGAGAGAUAAAGCGAACAAUGGCAAACUUUCAACUGC